Messenger RNA from Zeugodacus cucurbitae (melon fly), 1121 nucleotides. RefSeq names its product J domain-containing protein CG6693. The transcript has a single exon. Gene Ontology annotation, cellular component: cytoplasm; nucleus. Lineage: Eukaryota; Metazoa; Arthropoda; Insecta; Diptera; Tephritidae. The coding region runs from base 135 to 971 and encodes 278 amino acids. Gene Ontology annotation, molecular function: heat shock protein binding. The record is from RefSeq and is a predicted model, not a curated record.
GCAUUUCGCGCGCCUUCCCUAUUUUAUUUUCAUUGUGUUGUUUGCAACAGUCGUGAAAAUUUAUCGAAGGAAAACAAAUUUGUCUCUAAUUGCGAAAUUUCUACUGUUAAGAACUUUUCUAAUAAAAAGGCGAAAUGGGUCUUCUGGAUUUGUGUGAAGAAUAUUUUGGUGAACGCGACAUUUAUAAGUUAUUGGAUUUGGAAAAGAAUGCAUUGCCCAGAGACAUAAAAAAGGCCUAUUACAAGAUGUCUUUGCAAGUUCAUCCAGAUCGUGUUGAGGAAGAUAAAAAGGCAGAAGCUACAGAAAAAUUCAAAGUUUUGUCUAAAGCGUACACGGUACUCUCCGAUAAAGAAAAGCGUGAUUUAUACGAUGAAAAAGGUGUAAUAAUUGAUGAGGAUGACGAGGGUAAACUCAGUUCAUGGAUGGAUCUAUGGGGACAAGUGUUUCGAACGGUUACUGAAGAAGAUAUUGUCAAUUACGAAAAUUCUUAUGUUGGUUCUGCACUGGAACGAGACGAUAUGAAGAAGGCUUAUUUAUCGAGUAAAGGGUGUAUAAAUAAAAUAAUGACUGAAGUUCCAUUUCUGCAUGUGAAAGAUGAGCCUCGUCUACAGAAGAUUAUAGGAGAAAUGAUUGCAGCCGAUGAGGUGCCUGAAUACAAAAUAUUUACGGAAGAGCCUUCUCAGAAGCGGCAACGUCGUCAUAAGAAAUAUGCACGAGAAGCAAAGGAGGCAGAAGAGAUAAAACAAAAAUUAGGACUUGGUGGUCUACAAAAUCAGAUAUUGAAACGUAAAGAGCAAAGACAUGCUAAUUUCAACUCAUUUUUGGACAAAUUAGCUGAAAAAUAUGCCGAUGGUGACGACAGUGAGGUGUAUGAUUUUGCAAAGAAAACCAAGUCCAAGAAGAAGGCAACCAAUACUCCAUCGAAAACGAACGGCGUUAAGAAGGGGAGGGUACAGAAAAAACGCAAUUAACUAAUAGUUAUAUAUAUUUAUGUUUAUGUUUAAACAUGUGCUGGAUCAUCAAAUUAGUAUUAGUAGUAUGAGGUUUAUAUUUUGUUUAAAAUUUUUGUUUAAAAAAUUUACAUUGAAAUAAAAACUGAAUUUAUUAUAAUUAUCCAUUAA